UAACAAUUGUACCACACGCGGUUGCGGUGAAGAAUUUUUUAUACUUACAGAUUACUGUAUAAAACAACUAUUUAGCAAAGCAAACAAAGCCAACGAAAUGAAACAAUGAAAUAAUCCAACGUUGUUGUGAAAUCAAACGAACGCAGAUGUAUGCUCACCAACUACCAUGAUACUUUUUAUAUGGUUGUUCUGGAUUGUAACACCUGUUAGUGGAAAAUCAGGAACGUUUUGUCGAUGUGAAACGUAUUCCUUCGAUGGAAAACCUUUUGUUGCCAUAUGGAACUCACCAACUAUAGGAUGCGAUUUUAACUUCAGCAUACCUAUUCAAUUGCGAAAAUAUGGAAUCUAUGAAAAUGAGCAUCAAACUUGGAACGGAAACCGAGUGACUGUAUUUUCUUCUGCACAACUUGGUUUGUAUCCUUAUUAUGUGCUUAAUGGUGAUAAAAACUAUAAUGGAGGAUUACCUCAGUUAGUAGAUAUGAAUGAACAUCUUCGAAAAGCACGACUUGAUAUUAUUAACAGAAUACCCGAUGAAAGUUUUAAUGGAUUAGCUGUUAUAGAUUGGGAACCAUGGAGACCAGUUUGGGAGACUAAUUGGGCAACAAAACGCAUUUAUAAAGUACGUUCUGUUGAAUUAGUGAGAAGCAAACAUCCACAUUGGACACUCAGCAAGCUUAUUGAAAAAGCGAAACAAGAUUUUGAAGAAGCAGCUAAAAACUUUUUUAUAAACACCAUAAAUCUUGGCAAGCAACUGCGACCCAAAGCAUUAUGGGGUUUUUAUGGAUUUCCAGACUGCUUUGCUCAUGAAGAAAACCACUACCAAUGUUCUUCUGAGGUUCAAAAAUUUAAUGAUCGCUUGGAUUGGUUAUUCCAAUCAAGUACUGCAUUGUUUCCAUCUAUGUAUCUUCUUGAUGAACAUCCGGAUAACAGAGAUUAUGUUUUAGGAAGGUUGCGUGAAACAUUAAGAUUUGCAUCAAAGGGAGUUGGAAAAAAUAGCAGAAAUAUUCCAAUUUUUGCGUACCACAGAAAUAUUUAUGAAAACAAUCCUUUGGCUUUCAAUUUUCUGACUAAGGCAGAUUUAGAUAACACAGUUGGUUUGGCUGCUGAUAUUGGAGCAUCUGGAAUAAUUGUAUGGGGUAAUCGAUUUGAUGAAAAUACAUCACCUGAAGUUUGCCAUAAGAUUGACACAUAUAUUGCAACAAAACUUGGUCCCUAUAUCCAAAAUAAGCAAAGACAAGUAGAAAGUUGCAACAAUUUGAAGUGCAAUCGUCGUGGCCAAUGUGUAAAAAGUUCAUUACUGACAACUGAGCUUUUAAAAGACUUUGAAAUUGAAGAAAGAAAAGAGUCUUGCCAAUCUCCAAUGACUUUGCUUCCUAUCGGUAAAAAAGACCAAGUUCCACACAAAUACAAUAUGGUUGAAGUACUUCAGAAAAUGAAUGACUUACAUGGAAUAAGUAAUAUAAACAACACACAUAUACAAACCUUAUUAAAUAAACAUACUUCGUUAAUACAACUGAGUAGUGAUUCACACACAAACAAAUAUAACAAAAUAAUACAAAAUGAUAUAAGACUAAACAGUGCUUUAUCGAGAAAGAAAGAUAUAAGCCCCAUUUUUAAGAAGUCUAAUAACCAUACUGCUUUACCCCUGAAAAUUAGCGUUAAAAGAUUUUUUACACCUGAAAUCAUUACACACAAACCAAUGAAACAAACGGAAAAACAAAAUCGUAAAAGUUUAACAUCUUAUAUUGAUUUAGGAGUUCAACAUAACGAAAGUAACUCGAACGUUGACGAGUUUUUCUCCCAAGUGAAUGUCACUAAGCAUAACAACACUUCAAAUAAUCUAAAUAAUCAAUCAAUAGAAGCAAGUUUUAAAAAAGCUGAGAUAACUAAUGUCAAUAGCAGUUUCUCAAAAGAGAUUUCUUCUACCAACUUGAUUGCAAAGAACAUUUCUUUAAAAAGUAACUUAUCACUUGCAAACCAAAGUUAUUCAAUAAAAGCAUUAAAGAAAAGCGAACAAUUUAAAAUUACUAAAGGAAAAUAUAAGGAUCAUAAAAAAUCAGAAAUACCCCGUGUUGACUUUCAAGCUACAUCUCAACUGCUUAAUUACAGCAUGCUUUCAAAUGAAAAAAAGUCAAAAUUAAUUCACCAGCUUUUGGCAGCUGUUUCGGGCUCGCUUAUUCAAGCUCCUGAUUAUUUACAUAAAAAAAACUCUUCAAGAGAAGAAUUAAAUCGAAAAUCAGACAUAUCACAUUUGUCUCACGCCAAGUUCAUGACAACAUCAAAAAAUAGUUCAAAAUCUUGGUUACCUCAUAUGUACAUGAUUCUAAUAGGAGUUUCUAUCGGAGGAGCUCUGCUGUUUUCUCUUGUAUUCGUUGCUGUAUAUUAUUAUAUUAGUUUUCGCAAAACGUUUCCGUCCAUAAUAAACGAGAAUGAAUACGAUACAUUUUCAAGAGAUCGUAAAUCACCAGCUUCCAUGCCUCCAAAAGGCCACUCAAGUCCAAAGACUAAAGAAGAUAAGGAUAAACACGAUGAUAAACCUUUAAGCGAUCAGAAAACAAUGCAGCGAAACAUGGAAUUGAGUUUAGACUCAAAUAGCUUUUCUCCAAAGCAGUCAAAUUUAAAGAAUUCAUUUAAACAUUCAAGAGAAUCUCAUCGUAGAAGACGAAGUGCUGAUAAAAGAGAAUCCGAACGACCCCACGCAUUUAGCUCAAGUUAUCCGGAUGAAAAAAUUAAAAGAUCUCGAUCCAAAGAACGAGGUUCAACUUAUGAAAACAUACACAGCAAAGACGAUAUAAAUGAAAAUAGUUACAACCGAGUUGGCAGAGAAAAACGUCGCUCUUCUCACUCAGAACUUAAGCGCUCUAAGAGUCGAAGAGAAAAAAUCAGUAGAACGAAAGAUGGACCUGAAAUAGAAAUAAAUGUUAACGAUUUGAGGUGAAAAUAGUUAUAUAUGAGGAUUUCUUAAAAUUGAAACAACAAUUAGCAAAAUUAUUUUUAAAUUUAACGACGUCAUGCAAUAUUUAAAAACAACAUAUUUUGUAAAUAAAUGUAAAUUAAUUAUUUUUUUUGUACAAUAAUUAACUUUGCUGUCACACCAUAA
This is a messenger RNA of Hydra vulgaris (swiftwater hydra), 3100 nucleotides long. RefSeq lists its product as uncharacterized. Gene Ontology annotation, molecular function: hyalurononglucosaminidase activity. Gene Ontology annotation, biological process: carbohydrate metabolic process; hyaluronan catabolic process. Lineage: Eukaryota; Metazoa; Cnidaria; Hydrozoa; Anthoathecata; Hydridae. The record is from RefSeq and is a predicted model, not a curated record.